Molecule: messenger RNA, 2432 nt
Organism: Drosophila takahashii
Lineage: Eukaryota; Metazoa; Arthropoda; Insecta; Diptera; Drosophilidae
Gene: Miro
Product: mitochondrial Rho GTPase
Biological process (GO): small GTPase-mediated signal transduction; cortical cytoskeleton organization; mitochondrion organization
Cellular component (GO): cell projection; mitochondrial outer membrane; cytoskeleton
Molecular function (GO): GTP binding; protein kinase binding; GTPase activity
Source: RefSeq, a predicted model, not a curated record
UAAAACAACUGAAGCCCACAUUUUUCAGAUUUAAAUUUGUACAAUUUAAACCGAAUUGUCGGUGGAAUUGGAGAAACUAUCGCAGUGCUUGGGGGUGUGGCAGCCCUGGCAGCCGGGUGCGGUAUCGGUACAUCGAUAGCGCAACCUUGAUACAUCGACUGCCAUCCUCGUUCGGUUGUUUUUUUGCGUUUUUGCAUAACAAAAUCUUGGAAAUUCGCCUUAAAAACACAGGCCAUCGACCAGGAGCGGCACAUCCCACUUGCAGAGCAGACGGAAUGGGGCAGUACACGGCGUCGCAGCGCAAGAAUGUGAGGAUCCUGCUGGUGGGCGACGCCGGAGUGGGCAAGACGUCGCUGAUUCUGUCGCUGGUCAGUGAGGAAUACCCGGAGGAGGUGCCGCCCCGAGCGGAGGAGAUCACCAUUCCGGCGAACGUGACGCCCGAACAGGUCCCGACCAGCAUCGUUGACUUCUCGGCGGUGGAGCAAUCGGAGGAUGCGCUGGCCGCCGAGAUUAACAAGGCGCACGUGGUGUGCAUAGUGUAUGCCGUGGAUGACGACGACUCUCUGGACAGGAUUACCUCCCACUGGCUGCCCCUGGUUCGUGCCAAGUGCAAUCCCUCGCUGGACGGCGAGGGGGAUGCCGAGGCGACGGAGGCGGAAGGCGACGCCUCGAGGGAUCCCCUUCGCAAGCCCAUCGUUCUGGUGGGCAACAAGAUCGACCUGAUCGAGUACUCCACCAUGGACAGCGUGCUGGCCAUCAUGGAGGACUACCCCGAGAUCGAGAGCUGCGUGGAGUGCUCGGCCAAGACGCUGCACAACAUCUCCGAGAUGUUUUACUACGCCCAGAAGGCGGUGCUCCACCCGACUUCGCCGCUGUACAUGAUGGAGGAGCAGGAGCUCACAUCCGCUUGCAAGAAGUCGCUGGUGCGCAUCUUCAAGAUCUGCGACAUCGACGGGGAUAAUCUGCUCAACGACUACGAGCUGAAUCUUUUCCAGCGGCGUUGCUUUAAUACCCCCCUGCAGCCGCAGAUCCUGGACGAGGUGAAGGCCGUGAUACAAAAGAACGUGCCCGAUGGCAUCUACAACGAUGCGGUCACUUUGAAGGGCUUCCUCUUCCUGCACUGCCUGUUCAUUCAGCGCGGCAGGAACGAGACCACCUGGGCGGUGUUGCGUCGCUUUGGCUACAACGACCAGUUGGAGAUGUGCCAGGAGUAUCUGAGGCCACCGCUGAAAAUACCGCCGGGCAGCAGCACAGAACUCUCGCACCGGGGACAGCAGUUCCUCAUCGCCGUUUUCGAGCGCUACGAUCGCGAUGGUGACGGCGCCCUGUCGCCGGAGGAGCACAAGAUGCUAUUCAGCACUUGCCCGGCUUCACCGUGGUCCUACUCCACGGAUAUACGCAAAUCCUGCCCAAUUAACGAGACCACGGGAUGGGUUACCCUGCACGGAUGGCUCUGCCGCUGGACGCUGAUGACGCUGAUUGAUGUUGUGAAGACCAUGGAGUAUCUGGCCUAUUUGGGCUUCAAUGUCCACGAGAAUGACAGCCAGUUGGCGGCCAUUCACGUGACACGUGAGCGUCGCAUCGAUUUGGCCAAGCGCCAAAGCAGCCGUUCCGUUUACAAGUGCCAUGUGAUUGGCCCCAAAGGUUCCGGAAAGACUGGAAUGUGCCGGGGCUUUUUGGUCGAGGACAUGCACAAGCUAAUCGGCAAGGAGUUCAAAACGAAUGUGGUUCACUGCAUCAACUCGGUGCAGGUGUAUGGCCAGGAGAAGCACCUCAUCCUGCGCGACAUCGAUGUGCGGCACGCCCUCGAUCCCCUCCAGCCGCAGGAGGUUAACUGCGAUGUGGCCUGCCUAGUCUACGACUCUUCAAAUCCCCGCUCCUUUGAGUACGUGGCCCGUAUCUACAUCAAGUAUUAUGCGGAGAGCAAGAUCCCAGUGAUGAUAGUCGGGACCAAGUGCGACAUGGACGAGCGCCGCCAGGACUACCUGAUGCAGCCGUCGGAGUUCUGCGACAAGUACAAGCUGCUGCCGCCGCACCUGUUCAGCCUGAAGACCAACAAGAAAGAACUGUAUACCAAGCUGGCAACCAUGGCGGCUUUUCCGCGCUUCCAGGCGGCCUGGAUACUGUUCUACAAGCACAGGUUGGUACAGCUGUGGGAGUCGGCCCACCUGAGGCAAUUUGGCCUGAUGACAGAGGAUCCCAAGCUGUGGUGGAAGGCGGGACUGGGCGUGGCCGCGGCUACCAUGCUGGGUUUUAUAGUGCUGAAGACAAUUAGUGCUGCCGGCGCGCACUCGCGCUAGAAGAUGGAACGCUUUCAAGAACACAGACACGCGUUAAUGUUUAACAAAUUCAUGUAACUUAUUAAUUACUUCUUUGCUUGCUACUGUAAAUCCAAAUUGAUUGUUACGAAAACGAAAAACAAUGAAAAGGGA